UUAUUUAGACUGGACUUUAUGAGUUCAGACAAAAGCUCGUGCUCUGGCUGCUAGCUGCUGUAAGUUAGCUCGUGGGAUAAAGCCAGAAAUAACUAAACGCAAGUCUCGUGCCAGAUAACUGAUAUUAGAUCAUCGCGAGACCCUCAGUCUGGAGUUUUGUUGAGUUUUGUUUUCUUUCCUUGGACUUCCCUUUGAUGUACGUGCUGUCUUGAGAUGUGGCCUGCGUUUGUUUGACGAUCAUGGGAGGAUGCGUGGGGCGCGAGCGCGCGGAGUCACGCGGAGCGAGGACGCAGAGGAAACGUGGAGGUCGCAACGAGCCCCUGAAGAAAGACAAGCUGAAGUGGAAGAGCGAUUACCCAAUGACGGAGGGGCAGCUGCGCAGUAAGAGAGAUGAGUUCUGGGACACGGCUCCGGCGUUUGAGGGCCGCAAGGAGAUCUGGGACGCCCUAAAAGCUGCCGCCGUGGCUCUGGAGUGUAGCGAUCACGAGCUGGCUCAGGCUAUAGUGGACGGAGCCAACAUCACGUUACCACAUGGAUCCCUGACCGAGUGUUACGAUGAACUCGGAAACCGUUACCAGCUGCCGGUUUAUUGCCUGGCCCCGCCUGUCAAUCUGAUAUCAGAAAGAAGUGAUGAAGACCUGUCGGAUAACCCUGAGCCCCAGACGGCACCGAAGAAAGAGUUCCAGCUGAAGGUUCGGCUCUCCACCGGCAAAGACCUGCGCCUGAACGCCAGCAUGACGGACUCCAUCGGCCUGCUAAAGAAGCAACUGCAAGCUCAGGAGGACAUUGACCUGGCCCACCAGCGCUGGUUCUUCUCCGGAAAACUCCUGACAGACAAGACCCGCCUGCAGGACACCAAGAUCCAGAAGGACUUUGUUAUCCAGGUCAUCGUGAACCAACUGACACCAAACCCCUGAAGCGCAACUGCAAAGA
Messenger RNA from Rhinichthys klamathensis goyatoka, 933 nucleotides. It is a transcript of the gene ubtd1b, whose product is annotated as ubiquitin domain containing 1b. The coding region runs from base 240 to 917 and encodes 225 amino acids. Gene Ontology annotation, molecular function: protein binding. The transcript is spliced from 4 exons. Lineage: Eukaryota; Metazoa; Chordata; Actinopteri; Cypriniformes; Leuciscidae. The record is from RefSeq and is a predicted model, not a curated record.